Acanthopagrus latus (yellowfin seabream) is the source of this 2509-nucleotide messenger RNA. It is a transcript of the gene selenop, whose product is annotated as selenoprotein P. The record is from RefSeq and is a predicted model, not a curated record. Gene Ontology annotation, biological process: selenium compound metabolic process. The transcript is spliced from 5 exons. Gene Ontology annotation, cellular component: extracellular region. Gene Ontology annotation, molecular function: selenium binding. Lineage: Eukaryota; Metazoa; Chordata; Actinopteri; Spariformes; Sparidae.
CUUUGUCCUCCAUCCAGAUUGGAAAAACAACAGGCAGAGUAUAAAAAGGGGGGGAGCAGGAGAGGAAGAGACUUGUUUUCUCUUAGAGGAGUUGCAGCAGCACUGAGCUGAGCAGAGAGGAGGAAACUUUUAAACACUCGCAGAUUGGUGCAGUGAGGAGGCGCCGCAGGGAUGUGGGCGUGCCUCAGCCUGCUCCUCACCCUCUGCCUGCUCCAUGGGGGCGGUGCAGAGAGUGACGGGGGCGGGCCUCGCUGUCAGCUGCCGCCAGCCUGGAAGAUAGGGGAGGUGGAUCCAAUGAAGGAGGCUAUGGGUCAGGUGACGGUGUUGGCCCUUUUCCAGGCUAGCUGAUUGUUCUGCUUGGUGCAGGCCUCCAGAAUGGAAGGCCUGCGCCAGAAGCUGGAGAAUCAGGGUCUGAACAAUGUGGUCUACAUGGUCGUUAACCACCAGGGGGAGCAAGCACAGCGCCUGCACGCCAUGCUGGGAAUGCGACUGUCAGAGAACAUCACACUCUACAAACAGGAUGCCCAACAGCCUGAUGUCUGGCAGACACUGGGAGGAGAGAAGGAUGACUUUUUCAUUUAUGACAGGUGUGGCCGUCUCACCCAUCACAUUUCACUUCCAUACAGCAUUAUUGGACAAGGCCAUGUGGAGGGUGCCAUCAAAGAUACGUACUGCAAGCGCAUGUGUGGCGAGUGCACGCAUGAGAGUGCUGAGAUCCCAGAGGAGUGCACACCAAAAGCAGAUGCACAGCCUGACACAGAUGCAGUCCAGCCUGCUGAAGAAGACACUGGACAUGGUCACCAUCAAAGACAUCACCAUCCUCAUCCUGGGCACAACCAACCCCAUGGCCAAGGCCACGGCCAUGGCCAUGGGAUUGGCCGUGAUCACAACCAUGGCCAGAACCAACGCCAUGAUCACAACCAUGGCCACCACCUUGGGCAUCAUAGUGGUCAUGGCGGUGACCAUCGACAAAGUCAGCAAGAUGUCAGACAGCAAGAGGUAUCUCAAAGGCAAGAUCAUUUAGAUGCAGGCCAGAUGCAGCAAGCAGUGCAAAUACACCAGAUACCACACGAGGCCAACUGAGCCCCUGUGAGGCCCUGAGUGUCCAAGAAGGUGAGGUGAAAGUCAAAGCACAGCUGACAGUGGACAGCAGUCUCUGACAAUGAAGCUUCUCCUAAAGCCAGCUGAUGCUGACACUGACGCAGGCUGUUUGGCGAUGCAGGGAGCGAUCAGCCGGUCGGUCUCUGACACUGUACUGAGGCGCUGCCCGCCUCCUGACAGUGACAAGGACUGAUAGGCGAUGCAGCCAAUAAUGUUAGGGAGACCUGACAGUGACGCUCGCCUCCUGCUGAGUGACAGCAGCCUCAGCCUACCCCAUGAGCCUGACCCCAAGGUGUGAGCUGAGGAUGAGAGCAGCUGUAAGCUGACUCUGAUAUCAGCCUCACACCAGAAACACCAGGGGCCAAGCGCUCUUUUUACCAACAAGUAUUACCCUGGGAGAGGGCAGGGCAGUCCCUGACAGCAUGGGAUGGGUAAACAUGUGAUGAAGACAAAAUGCGGUAGAUCAAUCAACCAAAGCAAGUAUUGGCAGCUUGUUAGCUUGCUACAUUUGGCAACAGAUACAGAAAAAAUUGGUGAAAGAUGUCACACUUUACCUACCUCAGUAUGUCUGUCAGGGGGUUGCACUCAUCCUUUCUCAGGAGUGUAUGUGGUUGUCAUGUUCAUGAAUUUCCUCCUCCACUUUGCUCUCUCCAUCCUUUAUGAAAACAGGCGCAGAAACUAUGCUCUAGUGGCGUCUGUUAGAGGUCAGGCAGGAGAGAGAGGAGGGGGACUUCAGGAACAUGAUAAACACUUGAAAACAUUUUGAAGUUCAAAAUUUGAGGACGUUUGAGGAAACAGAAAAUGAGAUAGAAUCUGCAAAUACUGCAAGAACAAAUUAUUAAAGAGGCAUAACUGAAGGUAUCAUUAAAUUCUGUGAAUUACUAGCAAUCUUUUAUUGGGGAAACCUUAAAGCACUGGCCUGUUAAUGGGGCAAAAAGUCCUAAAAAAAACAUCGAAAAGCAAACCUCGAAAAAGUUUGUAUCAAUGACUUGUUUGUCUGUAGGACAUGCAACUGAUGAUGAGCAUGUAUAACAGCAGUAACUACCAUGAAUGACUUCCUUUUUGUACUUUGCACUUGCUGAAGUCUACAAGCAUCAACAUAUAUCAGGUUUAUCCUCUGGCACAAACAUGCACAUUAUUUUCUAGAUUCGCUUUAAGUUGCAAAUUGCACACUUUUACACAAGCAUGCUUACAAAACCAAAAUUUAAAAAAAAAUACAAGACUUAGGAAGGAUGAGAGGGAAAAAGAGAGUGAAACAAUCAUGGAAUACACUCUGUACUUAAUGAAGGCUUCUGGGGGUAAGAUGCAAGUCACCCCGAAGACCUGAUGCUGGCACAGUGGACUGUAUUGUGGUCAAGAUGUCAAACAUGGAAAACAGAGCGUUGAAUAAAGAUGGUUGAGUUAGUUA